Salvelinus fontinalis (brook trout) is the source of this 414-nucleotide messenger RNA. RefSeq lists its product as uncharacterized. NCBI's taxonomy places the organism in Eukaryota, Metazoa, Chordata, Actinopteri, Salmoniformes, Salmonidae. Bases 1 to 414 code for a protein of 137 amino acids. The record is from RefSeq and is a predicted model, not a curated record. The transcript has 2 exons.
AUGCUACAUCAUUGUUCCCAGCUGAUGCAGAUGUUCGACAACAAACCAAAUCCAACCACCCGCUCGUGCUUCACCAAGCCCCCUUUCAACAAGAGACUAGCCAACCGCUCGUGCUUCACCAAGCCCCCUUUCAACAAGAGACUAGCCAACCGCUCGUGCUUCACCAAGCCCCCUUUCAACAAGAGACUAGCCAACCGCUCGUGCUUCACCAAGCCCCCUUUCAACAAGAGACUAGCCAACCGCUCGUGCUUCACCAAGCCCCCUUUCAACAAGAGACUAGCCAACCGCUCGUGCUUCACCAAGCCCCCUUUCAACAAGAGACUAGCCAACCGCUCGUGCUUCACCAAGCCCCCUUUCAACAAGAGACUAGUCAACCGCUCGUGCUUCACCAAGCCCCCUUUCAACAAGAGAUGA